Molecule: messenger RNA, 1560 nt
Organism: Choloepus didactylus (southern two-toed sloth)
Lineage: Eukaryota; Metazoa; Chordata; Mammalia; Pilosa; Megalonychidae
Gene: KCTD4
Product: potassium channel tetramerization domain containing 4
Exons: 1
Coding region: 128-907 (259 amino acids)
Biological process (GO): protein homooligomerization
Molecular function (GO): protein binding
Source: RefSeq, a predicted model, not a curated record
AGGCGAUGCUGCCAGCAUUUCCAUUCCAUCACCAGGCUGGGGCUGAAUAAAGGCGUGUUUGUGUGUUAGGGUUUCUUUUUCAAAAAAUCUCAAAGCCAAGAACGAGCUGCAAUAGCAUCUGCAAAAAAUGGAGCGUAAAAUAAACAGAAGAGAAAAAGAAAAGGAGUAUGAAGGGAAACACAACAGCCAGGAAGACACUGACCAAGGAAAGAACUGCAAAUCCACACUGACGACCCUCAACGUUGGUGGAUAUUUAUACAUUACUCAAAAACAAACACUGACCAAGUACCCAGACACUUUCCUUGAAGGUAUAGUAAAUGGAAAGAUCCUCUGCCCAUUUGAUGCUGACGGUCAUUAUUUCAUAGACAGGGAUGGGCUCCUCUUCAGGCAUGUCCUAAACUUCCUACGAAAUGGAGAACUUCUACUGCCUGAGGGGUUUCGAGAAAAUCAACUUCUCGCACAAGAAGCAGAAUUCUUUCAGCUCAAGGGGCUGGCGGAGGAAGUGAAAUCCAGGUGGGAAAAGGAACAGCUGACACCCAGAGAGACUACUUUCUUGGAAAUAACAGAUAACCAUGAUCGUUCACAAGGACUGCGAAUAUUCUGUAAUGCUCCUGAUUUCAUAUCAAAAAUAAAAUCUCGCAUUGUUCUGGUGUCUAAAAGCAGGCUGGAUGGAUUUCCGGAGGAGUUUUCAAUAUCAUCAAAUAUCAUUCAAUUUAAAUACUUCAUAAAGUCUGAAAAUGGCACUCGACUUGUGCUAAAGGAAGACAACACCUUUGUCUGCACCUUGGAGACACUUAAGUUUGAAGCUAUCAUGAUGGCUUUGAAGUGUGGGUUUAGACUGCUGACCAGCCUGGAUUGUUCCAAAGGGUCAAUCGUUCACAGCGAUGCACUUCAUUUUAUCAAGUAAUCACCUGUGUCACGAACAAAGGCAACAAGCAUGCAGCCAGCAAGCUUCGGAAAACCACAGCAUCAAAGGCAUCCUCAUAACGUGCCCAGCUCACUCUACUACAGAGACCUGCUGCUAAUCAAUUACUGUGAGCUAACGGUAUGUAAAUUCUAUCGCUAACGUGUCCUUCUCUGGGGUGUUCCUGCUGAACAGACUCUUACAUCUAAAAUGAAAACAGUGAUCUUCUACAUACUGUAAAUAAAGACUGACAGCCUUUGCUAUUUGUUUUUCCUUAAAAUCUGUCUUGGGCACUUACACAAUGAACCAGCAUGUACAUUAUCUAUCGUUCUUUUAAGUAAAUGGUUAAUAAAAUAUUUUAAGGGGCUAUUUAAAGAUUUAAAAUCCUUUCUACUUAUGGCAAAAAUCUACAAAGAAACCGAACCGGUAAAAUUAGCCAUCAAGAGCAAAACUGGUGUACAGAUCUACUAACACAGAGCUAUGGUGAAACAAAAUAAGAUUGUAAGACGGUAUUAAAACUAGUGAUUUAAUUUUUAAUGGGCAGGCACCAAAAGAUUAUUUACACUUCCUGUAUUUCAUACUAAAGUUAUAGCUGAAUUGCUAUUUUGCUGACAAUUUCCAGAAAAUUGUUUGAUUACAAUAAAAAAUAAAUGAAA